Molecule: messenger RNA, 980 nt
Organism: Solanum dulcamara
Lineage: Eukaryota; Viridiplantae; Streptophyta; Magnoliopsida; Solanales; Solanaceae
Product: heavy metal-associated isoprenylated plant protein 12-like
Exons: 3
Coding region: 241-663 (140 amino acids)
Molecular function (GO): metal ion binding
Source: RefSeq, a predicted model, not a curated record
CACAUGAAAAAAAAAGAAAGAAGACUUGGUAGAGUUGACUAGGUUGCUUCUUCGUUCCCUCUCUGGUCUUCACUGUACUCUCAAUUCAGCUCACUAAUCACUAUUAUAAGUGUCUACAAAUCCAUCAAACACACUUGCAACUCCAAUAUUUUUCUUCAAUAUUUUUCUCAAGUUUGAAAGAGAUUAAGUGUUGAUCUGCUACUUACUUACUUCCAUACACUAAAUUCAGAUCUCGACAGGAUGAAAGUAGUGCUGAAGUUAGAGUAUCUCGAUGAAAGAGUCAAGCAAAAGGUCAUGAAAAAAGUUUCAGUCGUGGAAGGGGUAGAUUCAAUAUCGAUGGACACAAAGGAUAAGAAAUUGACAGUAACAGGAAGCGUAGAUCCAGUUGAAUUAGUUAAAAAAUUGAAGAAGCUGUGUCACACUGAGAUAGUCUCUGUUGGACCAGCAAAAGAGGCAGAGAAGAAGAAAGAUGAACCGAAGAAAGAGGAAGCAAAGGAGACGGCUGAGAAGAAGAAAGAGGCAUUAGCAGCAAUAAAGGCAUAUCCAGCUCCAGUUUACUAUCAAUAUCUGCAACCUAAUCAGCAUUACCCAACGCCUGUUCCUGCUCGUUAUCAUCACUAUUACAGUGUGGAAGAGGAUCCAAAUUCUUGCGUUAUCUGCUAACUUUCAGUCUUCACAUUUGUUGGAAAUAAAUCCAACAGUAGGAAUUUUAAGUUGUUAAGGAUUAAUUUUUGGUAUUUAUUUAAUUCAAAUCUAUUUAGUAGUUAUUUGUUUUAAGAAGGUUUUAUAGUCCUAAUUUAAUUUGGUAUGUUAGUAUUAUAAAUAAAAAUGUCUUAUUAUAUAUUUAACUAUUUAGUAGUUAUUUGUUUUAAGAAGGUUUUAUAGUCCUAAUUUAAUUUGGUAUGUUAGUAUUAUAAAUAAAAAUGUCUUAUUAUAUAUUUAAUACAAGAGUUUUAAUUUCCUUUGUUGGGUCUUUCAUA